AUGGCACCAAAGCAGCGCAUGAAUGUUGCCAAUCAAGCUUUCAGCAAAAAUGUUGUAUCCCGCGGAAAUGUUGCCAAAUCGAUGAAGCCAGAACAGAACAAGUAUGCAGCUGCCCCCUGGCUUAUUGGCGUUUUUGUGUUUGUUGUUUGCGGUUCUGCCAUCUUUGAGGUUUUUAUAGUUUAAAUUAUUUUAAUGCUAGUCUUCUGGUAUCUUCUAAUUUUUGUUAAAACCACUUCAAAAUUAAAGUUUGAUAUUUAUAUUUUUGUUAAAAAAGCGGGGAUAACGCCUUGAAAAUUUAAUGAAAUAAAUUUUUUCUUUACGUUUAUGAUCUUUAAAAAUAAAAAAUAAUUUUAUAGGUUGUGC
Molecule: messenger RNA, 363 nt
Organism: Meloidogyne enterolobii
Lineage: Eukaryota; Metazoa; Nematoda; Chromadorea; Rhabditida; Meloidogynidae
Source: the annotation of a GenBank genome assembly